UGUGAAAUUGUGUUUGACAAUCUUCGGGCUUACGCUUUAGAUCUUAAAAAAAGAGGGAAAUGAACGCUUCCCGUCCAUAAAUACGUGUGUUUUAACGCACUGAGGUCAAAUGGCAGCUGUGGGGACGUGGUCUUUCUCUCGUCCUGCAGUGGAGAGAAUGAGAUGUAUGCUGCUAGCUGGACAAAAUGCCACAGAUGUUGUAGAAACAGCAAUGGCGGACAACAACAGUGCAUCUAUGUCUUUCUGCUUCAUAGUAAGAGGUAUAUUUUCUUAGAGGUUGAAGAUGAUGGAGACACGGGACGGCACAUUGUUGGCAGAGGGGGAUAUCCAAAUUUAAAGGGAGUGGUUGAAUGUGAUGCUGCAAUUAUGGAAGGUGUGCCAGGAAGAUUUGGGGCAGUGGCCGCACUUCGAGGAAUUGCACAGCCAUGUCGUGUAGCUCGCAAAGUAAUGGAGAAGAGUCCUCACAGCUUGCUUGUUGGAGAAGGAGCAGAAGCAUUUGCUCAGGAAUUGGGUUUUACAUCUGAACCCAAUGCCAAUAUGCUUUCCGACCAUUCAGCUACUGCUUACCGGGAAUACCUCGAAAAAAAUAAACCUGUUAGAGGUGGGCAUGAUACAAUAGGUCUUAUAGCUCUUGAUCUAAGUGGCAAUAUAACAGUAGGAGUUUCCACAUCAGGAGCUCCCUUCAAGUCACCAGGGCGGGUGGGAGAUUCUCCUCUUCCAGGCUGUGGGCUAUACGCUGAUCAUACAGUGGGUGCCGCAGCAGCUACAGGUGAUGGAGACAAAAUCAUGUGCUACUGCCCAAGCUUUCAUGUUGUGCAGCUGAUGAGACAAGGCUCGUCUCCUAAUGAAGCCUGUCGCGCAGUGCUUGCUGACAUACAGCGGAGAAUAGGUGGCGAUAAAUGCUUUGAAAUUGGGCUUAUUUCUUUGAAUAUGAAGGGAGAGGUCGGAGCUGCUUCUUCCGUGGAGUUUCCACACACAUUCUGGAGCCAAGGGUUGAGUUCGGUGGAGGAGCUAGUCAUUAACCAACAGAAAUCCAUAAAUGUUUAAUUUCUAGUCAUUAAGUAUGUGGUUGGUCAUAAAACGUCAGUACUUUUAACAUUUGUGUUAACCUUUAAUUUCUUUGUGUGAAAACCCCUUUGUUCGUUAUUUUCAUAAUCAAUAAAAAAAAUUAUCUGUUGGGUCA
Messenger RNA from Cyprinus carpio (common carp), 1183 nucleotides. RefSeq lists its product as uncharacterized. Gene Ontology annotation, biological process: protein deglycosylation. Lineage: Eukaryota; Metazoa; Chordata; Actinopteri; Cypriniformes; Cyprinidae. The coding region runs from base 163 to 1047 and encodes 294 amino acids. Gene Ontology annotation, molecular function: N4-(beta-N-acetylglucosaminyl)-L-asparaginase activity. The transcript is spliced from 10 exons. The record is from RefSeq and is a predicted model, not a curated record.